AAAAUCUUGAGCUACCAAAGUAAAUAGACAGCUCGCUGCUAUACUUCUCACAGCUUCGCAAUCCAGCUUUCCUAGAGACUGUGGUCACAUAACAUGAUAUCGUAUUUCUCCUGACACAAUACAGCAAGCUUUCAAGCUUCUCUCCUAUUCUCCAAGUCCAUUUGGCCAGCAUGUCCUCAACAACUCAAGCGGAUCUGGGGCAAGUACUGGUAGAUUUCUCUACAAAUGGCGCAUUCCCAGAGGAGGAAGCAGUUUCCGCCGCUUAUGUCGACUCUCCUAUGGUAUCUGCAGCUUUGGUAGUUUUACAAAAUGCCAAAGCUGAGUUGGAGGACGAGGUCCGCGCAAUAAGUCGAGAGACAGCUCCUGAUGUCGACCUCUGGAUCAAACAUGCGAAAUCCAUACAAGACGAUAUUCAACGAGCUCGCCAACUGUCCAGCAGCAUUGUGCGACAAGCAGAGGCCGACGAUGAGAGGAAAGAGGAAUUAGAGGAGAAGGAGACAUACGCAGAUUUCCUCACAAAGGAGGUGUCUUUCAACAACCAACUACUUACGGUGCUACGGUCUCUACAAGGUGUCAAUGAGAAUUUGAAUAAGGCAGAGGAAUAUGCAAGUGAAAGAAAGAUCAUCGAUGGUCUUCACAUGCUCGAAGCCGCAUGGAAGAGUCUGGGAGAAAUUCCGCUGGAGAAGACUACACGAGUGAUGCGAUUACUAGAUUCAAGGUGUUUUGAGCUAAGGGUCCACAUACGCGAGCAAUUCUCAACUGUUUGGGAGACUCUCAUCAGUAUCGACCGGGAACAAGCUAAAAUCACGAUAAAUCGGGAAAUCCAAGGGGAUACGACGGACAUAAGUCAGGCGGUCAUUGGACUGAAAGCAUACAAGGAGCUCGAUGAUGCCGCAAAGAAAUUGUGGGAAGAUCUUGAUGAGGUGAUCUUGAAGCCUCGUACCAAUCUCCAAGCUGGAACCAUUCCCACUAUCCAAGUCAAAGAGAAUUCUUUGUUCCUGGGUAAAGACCACGCGGAUCGCACGAUAAAAUCCCUCUUCCUUGACCUUGAAAAAGUUAUACAUUUUCUCAUCGAGAAUAUUCCUGCCGAGAUUAUUCAGCCGCUCGCCAACAAGAUGAUGCCUGUACUCUCAACUCGAAUUCUGGAGGUCUGGCUAGAUACAGCUGUACCUGCUUCACUAAAUGAUAUGGUUGACUACCAGAAGGCUUUAGCCCUAGUGGCUGACCUUGCUGCGAAGCUUGACGCCUUGAAGUGGCCUGGUGCUGAUUCUUUCUACGAUUGGGUAUCAAAUGCGCCAAAAAUUUGGCUUGGAAAGAGGAGGGAGACUACUCUUGACUGGACUCGUAACCAGCUGUCACUGGGGAUUGGAAGUCCUCAGAUUGCCGAAAGAAUCGAGACUCGGAUGGUUGAUAGGGAUGAAGGUAACCAUAUUGCUGCUACGGGCACAACUACAACACAUGAUUGGGAUGAUGCUUGGAGUGAUGAUGGAGAGCCCACUCCCGAUACCAGCUCCAAAGAUGAGUCCAAUGGUGAAACAAGAAACCGGGGAUCUUUGGAUGAAGAGCGUCGUGCAACUGAGGUCUUCAGUCCAAACCCAACUCCAUCAACAGAUGCAGAUCAGAUUGAUGAUGCCGCAGAUGCUUGGGGCUGGGGCGAUGACGAUGAUGCAAACGAUGCCGAUGUUGCAGCUGAAUCACCACCAGUUCCAGUCAGCACAGAGAAACCUAUCGACCACGUAACGCCAUCGACUCGCGAAAUGACCCUUUCAGAGAAAUACUGGACUUCAUCCUUGCCACGAGCAGUGUAUAACACUGUUCAACAAGUAUACGCUGAUGGGGCACAUUUAUUGCAGCCAGAAAAUGAGCACAUACCAGUUACACCAGCUGCCCCUAGCUUAUUUGGACUUCCAACUUUGAUUCUAGCAAUGUAUCGAGCGAUCUCCCCCUACUACUACUCUCUCGAACCAGGUGGGAACAUGUAUCUCUACAAUGAUGCCAUGUGGUUAUCAGAACGAUUUCAGCAAUUCCUCACUGAAUGGAAAAGUCGUGAAGAUAUUCCACCAAGAGCAUACAAUCUCGUGAAGCUGGAGCCCGAGACAAAAGUCCUGGUGAGCUUCGGUAAACGAGCAUACACAAAUGAACUGAACGCCCAGCGCACCAUCAUCAAUGAUUUACUUGGCGGUGUCCAAAACUUCUUCCAACAAGAUGACCAGAUGAACGAUUCACUCGAAGAGGCCAUCAAAAUCGUCAUCAAGCACAUCCGCACUCAAGCAGCACUCUGGGAGAAGAUCCUCUCGUACUCAGCCUGGGCAUCCGCAAUCGGCUCUCUCGUCAACGCCGUCGCCUCCAAACUCAUCACCGACGUCUUCGACCUGUCAGACAUCGGCGUCGAUGAAGCAGAACGCACCGCAACCAUAAUCUCCCGCGUCGAAUCCCUCGACGACUUAUUCAUCCCCAAACAAGCCCAUCCUAGCAGCAAUAAACCCAGCACUACUAAUGGUACGGAAGCUAUCCCGCUGACUUGGCAGUUUGCGGAUAAGUGGAUGAAGAUGAAGUUCCUGAGUGAGGUGCUGCAGAGUAAUCUGAAGGAUGUUAGGUUCCUUUGGUUUGAGAGUGAUUUGAGUCUUUAUUUUACGGUCGAUGAGGUGGUGGAUUUGGUGCAUUUGAGUUUUGAGAAGAAUGCUGCGGUCAGGCAGGCGGUUAGGGAGAUUAGGGAGAAUCCUAGGCCUAGGGGGGAAGGGGAGGGGAUUUGAUGGUAGUUUUGGUUGUUGAGCUGCUGGCUGGGCUGGGGUCGGGUUGCGGUUGUGUGAUGGCCAUGUGUCCAGCUGGUUGCUGGUUGCUGUGUUUACUUGCUUGUGGCGGAGUAGACCGACUGGUUUGGUGUGGUGCAGGUGCAGGUGCGGUGGGUAAUCAACCUGGUUUGUCUUACCAUGUAGGCAAUACAAUGAAAUACACCUUGACGAAUCAAGAAAUCAC
This is a messenger RNA of Cadophora gregata, 2976 nucleotides long. RefSeq lists its product as uncharacterized. Gene Ontology annotation, biological process: endoplasmic reticulum to Golgi vesicle-mediated transport; mitotic spindle assembly checkpoint signaling. Bases 171 to 2753 code for a protein of 860 amino acids. Gene Ontology annotation, cellular component: RZZ complex. The transcript is spliced from 10 exons. The record is from RefSeq and is a predicted model, not a curated record. NCBI's taxonomy places the organism in Eukaryota, Fungi, Ascomycota, Leotiomycetes, Helotiales, Ploettnerulaceae.